Molecule: messenger RNA, 1545 nt
Organism: Bacidia gigantensis
Lineage: Eukaryota; Fungi; Ascomycota; Lecanoromycetes; Lecanorales; Ramalinaceae
Exons: 5
Coding region: 1-1545 (514 amino acids)
Biological process (GO): vesicle-mediated transport; negative regulation of transcription by RNA polymerase III
Cellular component (GO): AP-1 adaptor complex; nucleus
Molecular function (GO): RNA polymerase III core binding; clathrin-cargo adaptor activity
Source: RefSeq, a predicted model, not a curated record
AUGGCCAUCAACUACCUCAUUUUGCUGUCCCGGCAGGGCAAAGUGCGUCUUGCCAAAUGGUUUACUACCCUCUCGCCAAAGGAAAAAGCCAAAAUCAUCAAGGAUGUAUCACAAUUGGUAUUGGCGAGACGGACACGCAUGUGCAAUUUCCUUGAGUACAAAGACACGAAGAUAGUCUAUCGACGUUAUGCCUCCUUGUUCUUUAUUGCUGGCUGCUCCUCUACCGACAAUGAGCUUAUCACCUUAGAGAUAGUUCAUCGAUAUGUUGAACAAAUGGACAAAUACUACGGAAAUGUGUGCGAAUUGGACAUCAUCUUCAACUUUCAAAAAGCAUACUUCAUACUUGACGAAUUAUUACUGGCAGGGGAGAUGCAGGAAAGCAGUAAAAAGAACGUACUGAGGUGCAUAAGCCAACAGGACAGUCUCGAAGACAUGGAGUAUCUACCCCUCAAAGAAACCGACGCAGUAACGAGCGCCCUCAAUUUCGACACGUCAGAUAGUCGGGUCAUUGGAGGCUGUGAUGUGUACACUACAAAGGCUGCUGGGUCUGACAAGAAGCUCUACAAGAAUAUUGAGAACAGCCUAGAGAGCAAGUAUGCAUCUCUCCUCAGUUUCUCGGCAGGCUUGCCCCCAGACGAAGCUAGAGAAGCAGGCGAAGCUCUCAAUCUGUCGCGCGCAAGCCCAUUCGGCCCUCUCAGCCAGAUCUCAAGUCGCCGUACGUUUGCAUACCUUAUCGCUACCCUCAAUGCAAGCCAUCCCGACUAUGACUUUUCACAAACCCUGCGCCCGUCGGACUUCCGUCGCGAAAGAAGCAUCAGAAAGGUCAUGAACAUAUUCGAUACAACCUUGUACAAUCUUCGUCCUCGUCAUAUCUCAGUAUCUGCAUUCCCGGGCAGGACUUCGGCCAUAAUUCCUGCGACACCUCCAGGGAUUGAGAAGUGGGAGCCGAAGAUGUGGGACCAAAUCAACCAGGCAAUAGAGCUGUCAGAAUGCAGCGUCUACACUUAUGCGCCAGAAGAUGAUCCGCUUACCGACAGUGAAGAUGAAGCUGCGCUGUGGAGCUUCAACUACUUCUUCUUCAAUAAAAACAAGAAGCGAGUCUGCUAUCUGUACCUGCGUGGUCUUAGUAGGGUGGGAACCGAAACGCCGGGCGGGUCUAAGACACCUUCCAGCAUCGUCACUGUGAGACCAAAGCGACCAGCAAGUGGAACGUGGAGCCUACCUGACCUCGAAGAUACAUCAAGGAAGCGCGCUAGAUUCUGGCUCGGAGAUAGGGCCGAGAAUGCGAUUUUGGUCACGAGCGAUGGCGAAGAUGACGAUGAAGUAGAGUUCCUUGGAGCGCAAGAGAAGGACAAGCCUGAUGAGGAGGAAGAUCUGAUCGAACACAGAGUAUUUGAGAGACUUAGUGACACGGCCAGUGAAAGUCCUUGCAAAGACCGGUCACCCGAAGCUCGUCGGACGAGGAGCUCGAGUGAGAAGGGGAAAAAUAUUGAGAAAGCACUUAUGGAAGAGACUAAUUUACACAAGGCGAGCAAUGGGGAAUGA